Molecule: messenger RNA, 981 nt
Organism: Nannizzia gypsea CBS 118893
Lineage: Eukaryota; Fungi; Ascomycota; Eurotiomycetes; Onygenales; Arthrodermataceae
Product: DNA topoisomerase 3
Exons: 4
Coding region: 1-981 (326 amino acids)
Biological process (GO): DNA topological change
Cellular component (GO): nucleus
Molecular function (GO): DNA topoisomerase type I (single strand cut, ATP-independent) activity; DNA binding
Source: RefSeq, a predicted model, not a curated record
AUGGGCAGCAAAUACUUGAGAAUUGACAGUCAAGCAAUUAUGAAGGCUGCCGAAACUCUUUAUACAAAGGGUUUUAUUAGUUAUCCUCGUACCGAAACCGACCAGUUCGAUAAUGAGAUUGACUUAAAAAAACUUGUCGAAAAACAAUAUCCAAGCGAAGCAUGGGGUGAAUAUGCAAGAGGUGGUGGCUUCAAACAACCUCGCCGGGGUCGAAACAACGAUAAAGCACAUCCUCCGAUUCAUCCAGUGGCCUUUGUCUCUCCAACAGUGCUUAAUGCAAAUGAGAAAAAGGUAUAUGAGUUUGUAACCCGAAGAUUUUUAGCAUGCUGCUCCGAAGAUGCAAAAGGCGAAGCAACGGACAUUGAGAUCAAAUAUGGAGAUGAACAAUUCCAUACUCGCGGCCUCGUCGUAUCAGAACGAAAUUAUCUGGACGUCUAUGUAUAUGACAAAUGGGAGAGCAGCCAGCCACUACCAACUUUCGUCCUGAAUGAAUCAUUUGAACCGAAGGAAGCAAAUAUCACAGAGGGGAAAACGGUUGCUCCCGGAUAUCUUACCGAGCCGGAGCUCAUUGGGCUUAUGGAUGCGAACGGAAUUGGCACCGACGCUACCAUGGCUGAGCACAUAUCAAAAAUCAAGGCGAGAGAGUAUGUUGCAACUCGGCCUCGCGGGGGUGGUAGAGGUUCGGGAAGCAGAGUGGAUGAAUUUAUCCCUACAAAGCUUGGCGUUGCUCUUGUCGAGGGAUAUGAUAAUGUGGUUGCUGCCUUGCCUGAUUGUCCUAGCCUCACGAAACCGUUUCUUCGCAAAGAAAUGGAACUGCGAAUGAGGGAUAUAUGUUCUGGGACCAAGACGAAAGUGGAGGUAGUGAGACAGAAUGUCGAAAUGUACAGCGAAGUAUUCAUGCAUACGCAGCAGCGAAUUGGGUUACUCAAAGAGGCCUCUCUACGCGCUCCCGAACUCACUUCCAAAACGUAUAAUACGUAA